CGAGACACCGGAUAAGAAGAGUAGCGCUCCGAAGUCCAAACCGGCCCGCUGCCCAGAUAAGAGGAGGGGCCACAAGGCAAAAACAACCGUUCGAACGGCAACUCUCACCUUCUCUGUAUGUUUUAGCAAUUUCUGUAAUAUCUGCCGCCACUAAUAGAAAAUCAUAAAUGGACGGUAUGGCCUUAAAAUUCCCUUCUUUCAAAUUCCUAAACCCUAACACCUCCACCAUUCGAAGCCCAUCUCUUCUCCGCAAAUUCUCCUCCUCCUCCUCUUCACUUCCCGUAUCAGCAUCGGGUACUACUCUCAGAGAAGCAGGCCGGGCUUCCAACUCCGUUUCACUCGGUCAGUUAACCCGACCCGACUUCCCCAUCCUCCACCAGAAGAUAAAUAACGGGUCAAAUCUUGUUUACUUGGACAACGCAGCUACUUCACAGAAACCAAUUUCGGUGUUAAAAGCCCUGCAAGAUUAUUACGAAUCUUACAAUUCCAAUGUUCAUCGAGGAAUCCAUUACUUAAGUGCAAAGGCAACAGAAAAAUAUGAACAGGCGAGGGAGAAAAUUGCAGCAUUUAUAAACGCAGAAGAAUCUAGGGAGAUUGUAUUUACCAGAAAUGCCACUGAAGCUAUUAAUUUGGUUGCUUAUACUUGGGGGUUUGCAAAUUUUAAAUCAGGAGAUGAGGUUUUAUUGACCAUUGCGGAACACCAUAGUGCGAUUGUUCCAUGGCAAUUUGUGUCUCAGAAGACCGGAGCUGUUUUGAAGUUUGUUAAUUUAAAUGAGGAUGAAGUUCCGGAUGUACUUCAAUUGAAAGAAAUGAUUUCUAGCAAGACAAAACUUGUUGUGGUGCACCAUAUAUCAAAUACACUCGCUUCUUCUCUUCCUAUCGAAGACAUCGUCCGUUGGGCACAUGCUGUUGGGGCAAAAGUUCUUGUAGAUGCUUGUCAAAGUGUUCCGCACAUGCCGGUCAAUGUCCGGGACCUUGAUGCUGAUUUUCUUGUUGCCUCUUCACACAAGAUGUGUGGGCCUACAGGCGUUGGAUUUUUAUAUGGUAAAAGUGACAUCUUGUCUACCAUGCCUCCAUUUUUGGGUGGAGGAGAAAUGAUCUCUGAUGUAUUUUUGGAUCAUUCCACAUAUGCAGAACCUCCAUCAAGAUUUGAGGCUGGAACACCAGCAAUUGGUGAAGCAAUUGGAUUAGGAGCAGCAAUCGAUUAUUUGCAAGGAAUUGGCAUGCAAAAGAUUCACGAGUAUGAGAUGGAGCUGGCUAAUUAUCUAUAUGAAAACCUCUCUACUGUUCCUAACAUCCGUAUCUAUGGCCCAAAACCUUCCAAAGGAGUCGAUCGUGCCGCGCUUUGUUCUUUCAAUGUGAAGAAUAUUCACCCCACGGAUCUUGCAACUUUUCUUGACCAACAGCAUGGAGUGGCUAUCAGAUCGGGUCACCACUGUGCUCAACCUCUCCAUCGGUAUUUAGGAAUCAAUGCAAGUGCACGUGCCAGCCUCUAUUUUUACAACACUAAAGAGGAUGUUGAUUAUUUCAUCCAGGCACUCAACGACACUGUUAGCUUCUUUGAUUCUUUCAAGUAGAGUGGCCUUGCCUUUUAGCUUGCUGCUUAUUUUCAAAGUUGUGUCAAGUCUCCAGAGGAUUCCGUACACCAUAUAAUGCAACUUUACAGAUACUCUUUGUUUCUUUACUAGAGUUCGAGGUCUCCUCUUUAGUUUUGCUUGCCGCUCUAUUUUGAGUCUUUUUUUAUUGUUAGAAAAAAUAAAAAUUCCAGCUACAAAAGAGGCUCUUGUGUGGCUUACAUCUUUGGCCAUUAUUUUGUUAUUUUCACCAUUAAAAAAUGGUUUGUUACAUGAUAAGGUGUACAUGUGAUGAAUCCUUGAGAUAAGCUUCUCGAGUGCCAAUGGAAGGUGUGCGCAUUAUCUAGUU
Populus euphratica (Euphrates poplar) is the source of this 1923-nucleotide messenger RNA. RefSeq names its product chloroplastic NIFS-like cysteine desulfurase (gene CPNIFS). NCBI's taxonomy places the organism in Eukaryota, Viridiplantae, Streptophyta, Magnoliopsida, Malpighiales, Salicaceae. The record is from RefSeq and is a predicted model, not a curated record. Bases 168 to 1577 code for a protein of 469 amino acids. Gene Ontology annotation, molecular function: cysteine desulfurase activity; pyridoxal phosphate binding. The transcript has 10 exons.